GAAUUUCCACCCCAUCUUCUCAUGAGAAGUUAUGCAAAGCCUGGAGCCCUCCUUUAGUUGUGUGGUUGCAGUAUUCCAAGAGGCUGACAAAGGGAACUUGUAAAAGCCUCCAAAGUGGCAGUAGCAUCUCAUUCCACACAUCCUGCCUUGGAAUGGAUACCGAAGUAGACUGGAAAUCUUGACAAAAAAGUAACUGUUAAGGAGAGGGACAAAGAACCAUGGUUUCUCCCCUUCACAAGACCAGCACUCCAUUGUCCUCUUUGCUCUCCUCCCUUUGAAGGGUUCUUUCACCUCAGAAGCUUUUCAGUGUGGUACAACUAAGUUAAGAAGGCUGCAGGUUUUGGUAGCAGACUUCUUGACUUCCAUGGGUCUUUAGGCUGGCAAGGCUGCAUUUCAAGGUUUUUUUUUGGCAAUGGUUGGGAAGAACGGGGGCUCUUUGUGCAUGGAGCAACUCUCCUUCUGCUUACUCCUGAGUGUCUGCUGCAGCUGGUGGCAUCAGCCAGCCAGCUCUGCCAAACCCAAAGGCCAAGGACACCCUCACAUGAACUCUAUCCGCAUUGAUGGGGACAUCACCUUAGGAGGCCUCUUCCCUGUCCAUGGGAGGGGCUCAGAAGGCAAGGCCUGUGGGGAACUGAAGAAAGAGAAGGGGAUUCACCGGCUUGAGGCUAUGCUUUUUGCUCUGGACAGAAUCAACAACGAUCCAGAUUUACUUCCAAAUAUUACCUUAGGGGCUCGUAUCUUGGACACCUGUUCUCGAGAUACCCAUGCUUUGGAGCAGUCCCUGACCUUUGUCCAGGCUCUCAUUGAGAAGGAUAGUACGGAGGUUCGCUGUGUUAAUGGUGGGCCUCCCAUCAUCACCAAGCCAGAGCGUGUGGUGGGGGUGAUUGGAGCAUCUGGCAGCUCUGUUUCCAUUAUGGUGGCCAACAUCUUGCGGCUCUUCAAGAUUCCUCAGAUAAGUUAUGCUUCCACUGCUCCUGACUUAAGUGACAACAGCAGAUAUGACUUCUUUUCCCGCGUUGUCCCCUCGGAUACCUACCAGGCCCAGGCGAUGGUGGAUAUAGUCAAAGCAUUUAAGUGGAAUUAUGUUUCAACCUUAGCUUCUGAAGGCAGCUAUGGCGAGAGUGGAGUGGAGGCCUUCAUCCAGAAAUCCAGAGAGAAUGGGAGCGUGUGUGUGGCACAAUCAGUCAAGAUCCCUCGGGAGCCCAAACCAGGAGAGUUUGAUAAGAUCAUUCGACGCCUCCUGGAAACAUCCAAUGCUCGAGCUGUCAUCAUAUUUGCCAAUGAAGAUGAUAUCAAGAAUGUGUUGAUGGCAGCAAAGAGGGCCAACCAGACUGGACACUUCAUUUGGAUGGGCUCUGAUAGCUGGGGUUCCAAAAUUGCCCCAGUGAGAGAUCUAGAAGAGGUGGCUGAGGGAUCAGUCACCAUCUUACCUAAGAGGGCAUCUGUUAGAGGUUUUGAUCGCUAUUUCUCCAGUAGGACACUGGACAAUAACCGUCGGAACAUAUGGUUUGCUGAAUUUUGGGAGGAUAACUUUCACUGCAAGCUGAGUCGCCAUGCUCUCAAGAAAGGAAGCGCCAUCAAGAAAUGUACAAAUCGUGAACGGAUUGGCCAGGACUCUGCUUAUGAACAAGAAGGAAAAGUGCAGUUUGUUAUCGAUGCUGUUUAUGCCAUGGGCCAUGCCCUGCAUAACAUGCACAAGAACUUGUGCCCUGGGAAGGUUGGCCUCUGCUCUAAGAUGGACCCAGUCGAUGGUGCCGAGCUGCUCAAGUAUAUCCGUAAUGUCAAUUUCUCAGGUAUAGCUGGGACCCCGGUGACAUUCAAUGAGAAUGGAGAUGCCCCAGGUCGCUAUGACAUUUACCAGUAUCAGAUAAACAACACCACACCUGAGUACAAAGUUAUUGGACACUGGGCUGACCAUUUGAACUUAAAAAUGGAACGCCUGCAUUGGCCUGGGGGAGGCAACCGGGUGCCCACUUCAAUCUGCAGCCAGCCAUGCAAGCCAGGGGAAAGGAAGAAACUGGUGAAGGGCAUCCCCUGCUGCUGGCACUGCGAGCGCUGCGAUGGGUACCAGUAUCAGCAGGAUGAGUUCCACUGCAAGGUGUGCCGUCUCAGUGAGCGUCCGAAUGAGAACCACACAGGCUGCAUCCCUAUCCCCAUUGUCAAGCUGGAGUGGGGCUCCCCUUGGGCUGUGAUGCCCGUUUUCAUUGCCAUUGUGGGCAUCAUUGCCACCCUCUUUGUAGUGGUGACGUUUGUGCGCUACAAUGAUACCCCCAUCGUCAAGGCCUCUGGGCGAGAGCUCAGCUACGUGCUAUUGACAGGCAUCUUCCUCUGUUAUGCCACCACCUUUUUGAUGAUUGCUGAGCCUGAUUUGGGCAUCUGCUCCUUGCGGCGUGUCUUCCUGGGGCUGGGCAUGAGCAUCAGCUAUGCCGCCUUGCUAACCAAAACAAACCGCAUCUACCGCAUCUUUGAGCAGGGCAAAAAGUCGGUCAGCGCCCCGCGCUUCAUCAGCCCAGCUUCCCAGCUGGUUAUCACCUUUAGUCUCAUUUCUCUGCAGCUUCUUGGGGUUUGCAUCUGGUUCAUUGUGGAUCCUUCCCACUCUGUCAUCGAUUACGAGGACCAGCGGACUACGGACCCCCGCUUUGCCCGGGGAGUCCUCAAGUGUGACAUUUCUGACCUAUCGCUCAUCUGUUUGCUUGGGUACAGCAUGCUGCUCAUGGUGACCUGCACUGUGUAUGCUAUAAAAACCCGUGGGGUUCCUGAGACCUUUAAUGAAGCCAAGCCCAUUGGGUUCACCAUGUACACUACCUGUAUCGUCUGGUUAGCCUUCAUUCCAAUCUUCUUUGGGACAUCGCAGUCAGCAGAGAAGAUGUACAUUCAGACGACAACAUUGACCAUCUCGGUGAGCCUAAGCGCCUCUGUCUCUUUGGGCAUGCUGUACAUGCCCAAGGUCUACAUCAUCCUUUUCCAUCCAGAGCAAAAUGUGCCGAAACGUAAGCGCAGUCUCAAGGCAGUGGUGACAGCAGCCACCAUGUCCAACAAAUUCACUCAGAAAGGAGGCUUCCGCCCCAAUGGAGAAGCCAAAUCGGAACUGUGUGAAAAUCUGGAAACACAAGCUCUGGCUACCAAACAGACUUAUGUCAGCUAUACUAACCAUGCAAUUUAAACCCAGCUGAUGACAACUGAUCACAAGAAAAGGGCUGAUGAGGAGGAUGGACAAGAAAGUGGAAUUGAGCCCCUCAGCACAGAUGAUGUAUGUUACACUGGGGAAAGGGUGGAACCAUAUGUGAUUCCAAGGAUGAAUGUCUCCAUUCAUGGAUGUCUGUUUCUGAUUGCCGGGUUAUUGGAGGCAGCUCUUCAAGAGGAAGGCCACUAACAGCAGCAGAAAACAACAACCCACCCACCCCAUGAGAAAUAUUUGCCUUCUGUCAGAAGGAGAGGAACAGACCAAUGGGGUGGACAUCACACCGAGUGGAAUGAAGAUGACAGAUCUUUAGCAAGUUUUUGGGUUGGUUUCUUUUCCUUUGUCUUGGUAAACGAAAAAGAAAAAAUCCCCCCCUUUAUCCAAAAAAAUUGUGAGAUGGUUUGUGGUUGUGAAGAGUCUUUCUUUCUCUUAUUUUUCUUUCCUCCCUUCAUUUUUUUCAUUCCUGUCUUCUGACUUCUUCACUCUUUUCCAUCUUGCUUUCCCUUCUGUCUUCCUCCCCUCCUCCUUACCAAAUUCUCUGUGUUGCAAAAAAAUAAAAUAAAAAUGCAUUUAAAAAAAACACA
Messenger RNA from Pogona vitticeps (central bearded dragon), 3765 nucleotides. NCBI's taxonomy places the organism in Eukaryota, Metazoa, Chordata, Lepidosauria, Squamata, Agamidae. The record is from RefSeq and is a predicted model, not a curated record.